Messenger RNA from Nothoprocta perdicaria, 908 nucleotides. It is a transcript of the gene ECHDC3, whose product is annotated as enoyl-CoA hydratase domain containing 3. The record is from RefSeq and is a predicted model, not a curated record. Gene Ontology annotation, cellular component: mitochondrion. Lineage: Eukaryota; Metazoa; Chordata; Aves; Tinamiformes; Tinamidae. The transcript has 5 exons. Gene Ontology annotation, molecular function: hydro-lyase activity. Bases 111 to 812 code for a protein of 233 amino acids.
UGGAGGGCGCAGUAACGGUCGAUAACGGCCGUACGGAGGCGCCAGGGACAGCAGCGGAGGGAAACAUUAUCUUGAACAAUCCAAAGAAAAGAAAUGCGCUGUCGCUGUCCAUGCUGCAGUCGCUUCGGGAGGACCUGCUACRUGACGUUAAAAGCAAAGAUCUCAGAGUUAUCAUCAUUUCAGCUGAAGGACCCAUAUUUUGUUCUGGUCAUGACCUGAAGGAACUGUCAAGUGAAGAGGAUGUGAAGCAUCAUUCCAAAGUGUUUGAACUUUGUGCAGAGGUUAUGACCUUAAUCCAGAAACUUCCAGUACCUGUGAUUGCCAAAGUCAAUGGCUUGGCUACAGCAGCAGGUUGUCAGCUCGUGGCCAGCUGUGACAUUGCAGUGGCAAGUGAGAAAUCUCAGUUUGCUACUCCUGGAGUGAACAUCGGGCUGUUUUGCUCCACCCCAGCUGUGGCCUUGGGCAGGUCUCUUCCAAGAAAGGUGGCAUUAGAGAUGCUUUUCACGGGUGAACCUAUUUCUGCCCAAGAAGCAUUAAUGCACGGGCUUGUCAGCAAGGUGGUGCCAGAAGACAAGCUAGAAGAAGAGACCAUGAAAAUCUCUCACAAGAUAUGCAAAAGCAGCAAGUCUGUCCUGGCACUGGGGAAAGCCACCUUUUACAGACAGAUGACACAGGACCUUGACACUGCUUACAGAAUGACUGCCCAGGUCAUGGUAGACAAUUUGACUUUGAGAGAUGGGCAGGAAGGCAUCAAAGCCUUUAUUCAGAAACGGAAGCCCGUCUGGUCACAUUCUCUGGACCAGAAGAAAUGAAUCCUGUUUCURAGCUCGGCUUAGCUGCACUUCAUGAUUCUCCACACAGUUGCCUUUGAGAACUAUAAUUUUGCUGUUACUGAAAGUAAAACUUCU